Messenger RNA from Magnolia sinica, 2727 nucleotides. Its product is annotated as DNA ligase 1-like. Gene Ontology annotation, biological process: lagging strand elongation; DNA biosynthetic process; DNA recombination. The transcript has 18 exons. Gene Ontology annotation, molecular function: DNA ligase (ATP) activity; DNA binding; ATP binding. NCBI's taxonomy places the organism in Eukaryota, Viridiplantae, Streptophyta, Magnoliopsida, Magnoliales, Magnoliaceae. Bases 94 to 2361 code for a protein of 755 amino acids. Gene Ontology annotation, cellular component: nucleus; mitochondrion. The record is from RefSeq and is a predicted model, not a curated record.
CGUCCUCGCGCGCGUCAUUUGUACUGUGCACGGGCCGCUGUCUACACUCUUCCCUCCAUUUCUCUCCUUCCAAAGGAAGGAAGCCAUCUCUCCAUGCUAAAAGCUCCCUCCUUCCAUUUCCUGCUGAGGCAGCUUCACUUCUCUCACAAACCCUUCCUUACUCCUCUCGCUCACAAACCCUUCCUUACUCCUCUCUCCCUCAAACCCUUCCUCACUCCUCUCUCUCUCUCCAUGUCCGGCCGUACCGUCUCCGACGUCCUCAUGGGCGCCGCACGUGCCGCUGCCCAGAAAAAACCCCUUCCCCCUUCCAAGAAGCAGAAAACCCUACCUGAAAAAGACCCCCCCAAACCUCCAGAACCUUCUCCUCCCAAGGCGGGCCCUGUCGCGGCAUCGGCGCCACUGUCCAAGAAAUCUUCGCCGUCUGUGAGCGUUGAUGACAGGAUCGCGGCGCUGAGGAAUAAGGCUUCGGAUUUCAAGCCCUCAUCUGCUGCAUUCUGGAAGGACGGGGACCCUGUUCCGUUCUUGUUCCUAGCCCGAGCGCUUGACCUGAUCGCCGGUGAGUCGGGCAGGAUCGUCAUCACGGAGAUCCUGUGCAAUGUCUUCCGGACGGUGAUUGCCACGACGCCUGGGGAUUUGCUCGCUGUCGUCUAUCUGUCAGCGAACAAGAUUGCUCCUUCGCAUGAGGGCGUGGAGCUUGGCAUUGGGGAUGCAUCGCUGAUCAAGGCGCUUGCCGAAGCUUAUGGAAGGAAAGAGGAGCACAUAAAGAAUCAGCUCAAGGCAUUGGGCGAUUUGGGCCUUGUUGCAAAAGCAAGCCGUUCAUCUCAAAGCUUGAUGUUCAAACCUUCUCCAUUAACUGUUGUCAAGGUUUUGGAUACGUUUCGUGUCAUUGCCAAGGAAUCUGGAAAGGACAGUCAAGACAAGAAAAGGAGCCAUAUCAAAGGACUGCUUGUUGCAGCAACGGAUUGUGAACCUCAGUAUUUAACUCGUCUGCUGCAGUCUAAGAUGCGGAUAGGGUUGGCAGAGCAAACUGUCUUGGUAGCUCUAGGACAAGCUGCUGUAUAUUCUGAAACACACUCUGUUCCUCCACAACUUCAGUCUCCCCUUGAAGAGGCUGCCAAAAUCAUCAAACGAGUUUAUUCAGUACUUCCCAUUUAUGAUAAAAUUGUCUCGGCCCUUCUUGAUGUGGGUGUAUGGAAGCUCUCGGAGACAUGUAGCUUUACACCAGGUGUGCCAGUUGGACCUAUGUUGGCUAAACCAACAAAGGGCGUGUCAGAGAUCCUUGAUAAAUUCCAGGACAUGGAAUUUACUUGUGAAUACAAGUAUGAUGGUGAGCGUGCUCAGAUACAUUACAUGGAGGAUGGCUCAGUUGAGAUAUACAGUAGAAAUGCUGAACGAAAUACUGGAAAGUUCCCAGAUGUUGUCAAUUCAGUUUCAAGAGUCAAGAAGUCUUCAGUAAGGUCCUUCGUGCUGGAUUGUGAAGUUGUUGCUUAUGACCGUGAAAAGCAGAAAAUUUUGCCUUUUCAGAUCCUCAGCACUCGUGCUCGUAAAGGUGUGACCUUGAGUGAUAUAAAAGUUGAGGUUUGCAUCUUCGCCUUCGAUAUUUUGUAUCUCAAUAGCCAGCCACUACUCCAAAAGCAACUCAAAGUUCGUAGAGAGCAUCUUUAUAAUUCUUUUGAGGAGGUAAAGGGGGAAUUUCAGUUUGCAACAGCAAUAACAUCAAAUGAUCUUGAAGAAAUUCAGAAAUUUCUUGACAACGCCGUUAACACUAGUUGUGAGGGAUUGAUUAUCAAAACAUUGGAUGGGGAUGCUACAUAUGAGCCUUCGAAGCGAUCACAUAAUUGGUUGAAACUGAAGAAAGAUUACAUGGACAGCAUUGGAGACUCGCUAGAUUUGGUACCAAUUGCUGCUUUCCAUGGUCGUGGAAAACGUACAGGAGUUUACGGUGCAUUUCUUCUUGCUUGUUAUGAUGAGCACAAUGAAGAAUAUCAAAGCAUAUGUAAAAUAGGCACUGGCUUUUCUGAAAUGGUGCUGGAAGAGCGUUCUGCCAGUCUUCGUGACAAAGUGAUUUCCAAACCGAAGCCAUAUUAUCGAUAUUCGGAUACAAUGAGUCCAGAUGUAUGGUUUGAACCAACCGAGGUUUGGGAGGUGAAAGCUGCAGAUUUGAGUAUUAGUCCUGUCCAUCGUGCUGCAAGUGGCACUGUGGACCCAAAUAAGGGCAUUUCUCUCCGGUUCCCACGUCUGCUACGGGUUAGAGAAGACAAGUCUCCAGAUCAGGCCACUACCUCUGAGCAGGUUGCUGAGAUGUACCGUGCUCAAAAGAUUAACCAUGCAAACAAUCAAGAGGAUGAGGAUGAUGACUGAGGCGGAGAGAAAUGAGAUAAUUUUCUCAAGGAGCGGCCACCAUGUAUGGGAUUCUUCGUGGAGAGACUAAAGCCAAUGUAGCCUUCUCAUUUCAUGCUGAAACACCCGAGUCUAAAUUAACCUGAUUCAUGUGAAUCCUGUAUGGAAUAUUUUCAUGCACGUGUAUCUUCAGCCAUGCCAAGAUGCAGUUAUGUCUUGUAUGUUUUUUUGUUAGAUGGUUCUGUUUCUAUUUGUAAGAACAGCAGAAUAUAGACUAUAAGUGAGUAUGAAUUGCCUUUGGUGCCCAUCUGAUGUCUCGACUUUCUCGGGUUUGUACUUUGAUAUGUUAACCAUAGUUGCUGGUUUAUUUGUUCGAGGUAGACACAA